AUGAAGACCGCGCGCGCAAGGCUCGCUCCCCCUAAGAGCAAAUAUGUCGAGCACAUCUUGGUCGCUACCCACGCCGGCGAGGCCGGUGUCGCCGAGGUCUUUCGCGCCAUCCAGAACCGCCUGCGCGACUCCACCUGGACCAUCGUCUUCAAGGCGCUCAUUAUCAUACACCUGAUGAUCCGCGAGGGCGAGCCGGACGUAACCCUCAAGUUCCUCGCCCAGUCGCCCGCUCGCCGCCUGGCGAUUAACAACUUCACUGAGGUGCAGACCCAGGGCCACAACAUCCGCACCUACACCGAGUACAUUGUUGUGCGCGCGAAGAGCUUCGGCGCCACAAGGAUAGACUAUGUGCGCAACGGCGAGGGCCGGCUCAAGCGCCUGUCGGUUGACAAGGGCCUGUUGCGCGAGACGGAGCAAGUCCAGGACCAGAUCCACGCCCUGCUGCAGUGCGACUUGCUGUCGCAAGAGCCCGAAAACGAAAUCACCCUGACAGCCUUCCGGCUGCUGACAAUGGACCUUCUUGCCCUCUUUCACGUCAUGAACGAGGGCACCAUCAACGUGCUCGAGCACUACUUUGAGAUGUCGCAUACCGACGCCGAGCGCGCAUUGAAGAUCUACAGGAUAUUUUGCAGGCAGACCGAUGCGGUGGUGCAGUAUCUGUCCAUUGCAAGGCUACACGAGCAUUCCACCCGCCUUGAGAUCCCCAAGAUCAAACACGCCCCCACCAGCUUAGGCAACUCUCUCGAGGAGUACCUCAAUGACAAGGAUUUUGAAAUUAAUCGCCGGCAGUACCUUGCGCAGCAGGAUGCGAAGAAGAAUUCGAAGACCAAUGGCUCCAGCAAACUGCUGGACAAGAAGGAAACUGCAAGGGCCGACACCGGCUUCCCGGAGUCGAAGCCAGCGCAGCUUGAAAGCAAGGGCCCGGCGCCAGACUUGAUUGACUUCUUCGAAUCCAUUGAGCAGAACCAGCAGCCUAUGGCCCAGCAGCCCCAGGGUUUCCAGCCGCCACAGAUCCAAUUCCCGCAGCAGACCGGAAUGAUGCCGCAGCAGACAGGAUUCGAUCCGAACUUCCAAAGCAACCCGUUCGGACAACAGCAGCCUCCGCCGCCCCAGCAAUUGCAGCCGAAUUUCACUGGCGCAGGAUUCGGGGGUUAUGGGCCGCAGCAGUACGGGCAGCAGCCACCAGCGGUGCCACCAGUGCCACCGAUACCGCAGAGCGCACCCUUCUUGCAGCCGUCGUUUACUGGACCUGCAUCACAGGGAUUGCAACCGCAAACCACCAAUCCCUUCCGCGCCUCAAUGCUCAUGCAAUCACAGCCGACCGGAGGAAAUCCGUUCAGCGCCAACAGCCCGAACAGGGCGUCCACGAAUCCUUUUGCAAAGAACUCACCGCAGAGUACUGGUGGUUUUGCACCUUCUCUACCUGCAAUCCAGUCCUCGCAAUCCAUGGACUUCUCCCAGCCGCCGCGGACCAGCCACAGCCCCGCACCACUGCAACCCGCGCCAACUGGCACCAAUCCAUUCGCACGACCGCAGACGGCGCACGCUGGCGCCUCGCAGUCAAUGCUCAUGCCCACAGCCACUGGCAGCACGAAUCCUUUCCGCCAGAGCGCGUUUGUCAACCAGCAAACGGGACAGGGUUGGCAAAGCAACCAAGGCACGAUGGGCGGCUUGGAACAAUUGGAGACGAUUUCCGUCUUCCCGCGACCUGGUCAGCCUACCGGGCAGCAGCCGCAGCAGACGGGAUGGUCAUCUUGA
Molecule: messenger RNA, 1758 nt
Organism: Lasiodiplodia theobromae
Lineage: Eukaryota; Fungi; Ascomycota; Dothideomycetes; Botryosphaeriales; Botryosphaeriaceae
Product: ENTH/VHS domain-containing protein
Exons: 4
Coding region: 1-1758 (585 amino acids)
Biological process (GO): vesicle budding from membrane; clathrin-dependent endocytosis; clathrin coat assembly
Cellular component (GO): clathrin-coated vesicle; clathrin-coated pit
Molecular function (GO): clathrin heavy chain binding; SNARE binding; 1-phosphatidylinositol binding
Source: RefSeq, a predicted model, not a curated record